Molecule: messenger RNA, 2385 nt
Organism: Ixodes scapularis (black-legged tick)
Lineage: Eukaryota; Metazoa; Arthropoda; Arachnida; Ixodida; Ixodidae
Product: paternally-expressed gene 3 protein-like
Exons: 27
Coding region: 16-2370 (784 amino acids)
Source: RefSeq, a predicted model, not a curated record
UUAAAAUACUUUAAGAUGCUCCAUUCUAAACAUGUUUUCUGCUCAGUUUGGAACCAUGCCACACAGAAUGAUCCAAACAGCAGACCCUGUAAGUACCUCCACGAACCCUGUGAAUCGGCUGGGCAUUACACACGUUUGCUCGAGCUUUAUCUUGUCGCAUUUGUUUCUCAGACGCAGUUUCUGCACUCUCACUCGUUCACGAGGACCUCCCUGACCGAAGAACCGCUGACCGAGCCGGCUGAAGCCGAGCAACGCACUUCGAGACAGACGGCAGACCCUACGCAGUUGCUGCACUCUCACUCGUUCACGAGGACCUCCCUGACCGAAGAACCGCUGACCGAGCCGGCUGAAGCCGAGCAACGCACUUCGAGACAGACGGCAGACCCUACGCAGUUGCUGCACUCUCACUCGUUCACGAGGACCUCCCUGACCGAAGAACCGCUGACCGAGCCGGCUGAAGCCGAGCAACGCACGCCGAGACAGACGGCAGACCCUACGCAGUUGCUGCACUCUCACUCGUUCACGAGGACCUCCCUGACCGAAGAACCGCUGACCGAGCCGGCUGAAGCCGAGCAACGCACUCCGAGACAGACGGCAGACCCUACGCAGUUGCUGCACUCUCACUCGUUCACGAGGACCUCCCUGACCGAAGAACCGCUGACCGAGCCGGCUGAAGCCGAGCAACGCACGCCGAGACAGACGGCAGACCCUACGCAGUUGCUGCACUCUCACUCGUUCACGAGGACCUCCCUGACCGAAGAACCGCUGACCGAGCCGGCUGAAGCCGAGCAACGCACUCCGAGACAGACGGCAGACCCUACGCAGUUGCUGCACUCUCACUCGUUCACGAGGACCUCCCUGACCGAAGAAGCGCUGACCGAGCCGGCUGAAGCCGAGCAACGCACUCCGAGACAGACGGCAGACCCUACGCAGUUGCUGCACUCUCACUCGUUCACGAGGACCUCCCUGACUGAAGAAACGCUGACCGAGCCGGCUGAAGCCGAGCAACGCAGGCCGAGACAGACGGCAGACCCUACGCAGUUGCUGCACUCUCACUCGUUCACGAGGACCUCCCUGACCGAAGAACCGCUGACCGAGCCGGCUGAAGCCGAGCAACGCACUCCGAGACAGACGGCAGACCCUACGCAGUUGCUGCACUCUCACUCGUUCACGAGGACCUCCCUGACUGAAGAAACGCUGACCGAGCCGGCUGAAGCCGAGCAACGCAGGCCGAGACAGACGGCAGACCCUACGCAGUUGCUGCACUCUCACUCGUUCACGAGGACCUCCCUGACCGAAGAACUGCUGACCGAGCCGGCUGAAGCCGAGCAACGCACUCCGAGACAGACGGCAGACCCUACGCAGUUGCUGCACUCUCACUCGUUCACGAGGACCUCCCUGACUGAAGAAACGCUGACCGAGCCGGCUGAAGCCGAGCAACGCAGGCCGAGACAGACGGCAGACCCUACGCAGUUGCUGCACUCUCACUCGUUCACGAGGACCUCCCUGACCGAAGAACUGCUGACCGAGCCGGCUGAAGCCGAGCAACGCAGGCCGAGACAGACGGCAGACCCUGUGUCGCAGAGGGACCAGUCGACGCAGUGGGAAAUGGACCCAUAUGAUGACCAUACAUACUGCCAACUUCCGAGGAUUGGACUGCGGCGCCUUUCAAUGUCGGAGAAGUUAAAGGGCGACGACAUUCAGUUUUACACUGGUAUCUCCAGCGACGUUUUCAGACAGCUGGCAAGUGCAGUGUCAGCACUGGGACCUGUCAGCAGCAAACUUUCCACCGCUGAACAGCUCCUCAUGUGCCUCAUGAGGCUACGUCUAGGUCUGCUGUAUGGUCACUUGGCUAGAAUUUUUGAAGUGUCCGUAAGCACAGUCGGAAAUAUAGUGAAAACCAUGAUGGUGCUUCUGAAGAAGGUGAUGAAGCUGGUGGUUGUCUGGCUGUCGAGACCCCAGAUUCAAAACAGCUUGCCACAGUCGUUCAUUGAGAAUGGCUUUGGUAAAACAACGUGCAUUGUUGACUGCACGGAAGUGUUUCUUCAAAGGCCCACAAAACUGAUGGCGAGGGCACAGACAUACAGCGCGUACAAAGGACACAACACGAUCAAAUUUCUCACUGUCAUUGCCCCAAAUGGUCUUCUAAUGUUCGUCUCGAAGGCUUAUGGCGGGCGUGCCUCCGAUAAAUUUAUCACGGCUGACUCGGGCGUCCAGGACUACUUUUUUCCUGGCGACGAGAUCAUGGCCGACAGAGGCUUCUCUCUGGACCGUGAUCUGGAGGUCCUUGGUGUGAAGCUGAAUGUUCCUGCCUUUACUAAAGGUAUUUCUCACAAGACAGCUCGUCAAAUGUUGAAGAGCUUAAUCUAAUUUUUUGUUUUUUGA